AUGGCCAAAGUGCAUUUCACUCCGCCACCGGCGUUGGCACAACCAGUGCCUACCCCCAAUCCCGAAGCGAUUCCCAACGAGAAAUGGGUCGCAGGUGAAGACCCGAUUCUUGAAGUGUUGAAUUGUGUUUACCCUACUUUGGAUUCCGAAGAUAAGAGGAAGGACGUGAUCGAAUACAUGCAGAAGCUCUUCAGAACUUCACUCGGAGUUGAGUUUCAUCCAUCAUCGGUCUUCACCUAUGGUUCAGUGCCACUCAAGACAUAUCUCCCUGAUGGAGAUAUUGAUUUUACAGCCAUUGGUGCUCCUGAUAGGGGAUAUACUUUGCCUCGGGAUGUUCUUCAUCUUCUUCAGGCUGAAGAACACUAUGGAAACAAUGAAUUCGAAGUAAAAGAUGUCACAUACAUUGAUGCAGAGGUUAAACUUGUGAAAUGCAUUGUUUCAGGCAUUGUUAUAGACAUAUCGUUUAAUCAAUUGGGUGGACUUUCUACACUUUGUUUUCUUGAGCAGGUCGAUCGCCAAAUUGGCAAAGAUCAUCUUUUCAAACGAAGUAUCAUUCUAAUAAAAACAUGGUGUUAUUAUGAAAGUCGUGUACUCGGUGCUACUUAUGGUUUACUAUCGACAUAUGCAUUGGCAGUUUUGGUUCUCUACAUAUUUCAUGCCUUUGGUGCAUCUAUAGUCAACCCGUUAAUGGCUCUUUUCAGGUUCUUGGACUAUUAUGGCAAAUUUGACUGGGAUAACUAUUGUAUCAGUUUGAAUGGUGUGGUUAAGAAAUCUUCACUUCUAGACAUAGUUGUUGAGUACCCUUUAAAUGAAAGGACUGGUGCUUUCCUCAGCGAUGCUUUCUUGAAUACUUGUAUGGAAACGUUCAUGUUGUGUUCUAAUGAAUCCACAUCAAAUGUGCCACAUUUCAUGUGGAAGCAUCUUAAUAUAAUUGAUCCAUUAAAGGAAACCAACAAUCUUGGCCGCAGUGUUCAACAAGCAAAUUCUUACCGCAUCUUGAGUGCGUUAAGAUAUGGUGCGAGCACACUCCGUGAGAUUCUUGAACUACCGAAUGAGAAUAUUAGAGAUGGAAUCAAGAAUUUUUUUGCAAACACCUUGCAAAGGCACAAACCAAAGUGUAUUCCGGAUGUUCCACUAAAGUUUGAUACUUUAUCAUUGUCAUCCUAUAGCGAAACCGAAUACAUUGAUGACGUGGACUCAAAGUUAUCAUAUGAUGAUCUUGAUGAUGUGUCCUAUGUGGGGUCUGGUGAAGCAAGCGAUCUUGAUGUAUUUCAAGAUCUUAGUCCGAGAACUACUGACAAAAUGGUGAACAGUGGCGGUGGUCAUGAUGACGUGGCAGAUGGUUUAAGAAAUCCGGAUGUGAAUGGCAGAUUUGGUGAAACAGAAAGUUUGAAUCCAUUUGCGAAUCUCACCGGAGACUAUGAAAGUAGUAUACGGAAUCUGCUAUAUGGUCAAUUUCAGCAUGAUAAUGGUUUAAAUGGUUCUCUACUUAUGAAUAACCAUCUUGUUCAGCAGCAAUAUGAGGUGGCGGUUGCUCCUGCUCGAUAUUUUUGGUCUUCAUGGUUCCGUCGGAGUUCACCGCCAUCUCCCCAGGUGAACUCAAAUGGUGUGGUGUAUCAAAAUGGUCAAACCUCCAGACAAACCGGUCAACAGUUCCAGUUGGAAGAAAGAAGCACGGUUCGUGGAACCGGUUCAUACAUCCCUGCCACGAAUAUCUCCAGAGGAGGACCAGGACCGCGAAGGGGUUGCAGACCAGCAGCACGUAACCGUCAGCAAGAGCAGACUCGUGGGAAACUCAAGCAGGUCAUGUACUCACAAAGGAAACUUGAGUUUGGAACUUUUGGUGCUAAAGCUACUAAUCCAGAAGCAAGUACUUCUGGCUCACAGGCUCCCCCUCCUAAAUAUGUUUCAUGUGGUCAGAGUCAGGGAAGUGGUCAAGCCGAGAACCUGUUCCUCAAGAAUGAAGAGGAGUUUCCCCCUCUAGCAGCUUGA
This is a messenger RNA of Lactuca virosa, 1992 nucleotides long. The record is from the annotation of a GenBank genome assembly. Lineage: Eukaryota; Viridiplantae; Streptophyta; Magnoliopsida; Asterales; Asteraceae.